Trichechus manatus latirostris (Florida manatee) is the source of this 519-nucleotide messenger RNA. RefSeq names its product glutathione S-transferase theta-3-like. The record is from RefSeq and is a predicted model, not a curated record. Gene Ontology annotation, biological process: glutathione metabolic process. Bases 1 to 519 code for a protein of 172 amino acids. The transcript has 5 exons. Gene Ontology annotation, cellular component: cytoplasm. Lineage: Eukaryota; Metazoa; Chordata; Mammalia; Sirenia; Trichechidae. Gene Ontology annotation, molecular function: glutathione transferase activity.
AUGGGGCUAGAGCUGUUCCGGGAACUAUACUUGCCUCCCUGCUGCACCAUCUACAUCUUCGCCAGAAGGAGCAGCAUCUCCUUUGAGCUUCAUGCAGUAGAGCUGGUGGGCCCCAGAGAUUCUCAGCUCCCCUGUAAAAUGGAGGAGGGCUUGCCUGAGCAUGGAAACGGGCACCUCCUGCUGGGGGCCAGGGAGCUCAGCAAGGGGGACUUUGUGCAGUACCCCCCGACCAGAUCCAAACGUGAAAGUUCCACCCGCGUGGACAAGUACCUAGAAUGGCAGUAUGGUGCCAUUCAGCUACCUGCCACCAACGUCUACCUUCUGUCCUGUUCCACUUCUCAGGGUGGCCUGUGGACUGGAACACUUGCUGGGGAGGUUGGACCAGGAAGUCCUUAUGGCCAGGCCCUCCUGGCCACCGAGCAGCUCUCCCUGGCAGACCUGGUGGCACUCACAGAGCUGAUGCAGCUAACUACCAUCAGCUGCCACAUUUUCCAAGACUGGCCCCGCCUGGCCAUAUAG